AUGUCAGAAACACUCAUGAACCAACUCACGCCGGUCUCAGCGGGGGAAAGUCAGAUAGAUGAGGAAGCAAAGGACAUAGAGACAUAUGAAAACGCGGGGCAAGCCGAGCCAUCCAAGGAAGAACUAAAAACGCCCAGCCACUUGACCUACUCGACCUGGAAGACCUGUUCGGGAUGGCUCACAGUCGUUACAGGUCGGCUCAGAGUUAUUCGACAUGAUAUCUACGGCAGACGGCCGACAAAACGACAGCAUAAUCACUCAGCAACAACCGGCGACAACAACACAAGGUUUGCCCUAUCUGUUUGCGCAACACUCUGA
Messenger RNA from Puccinia graminis f. sp. tritici CRL 75-36-700-3, 318 nucleotides. RefSeq lists its product as uncharacterized. The record is from RefSeq and is a predicted model, not a curated record. The transcript has a single exon. The coding region runs from base 1 to 318 and encodes 105 amino acids. NCBI's taxonomy places the organism in Eukaryota, Fungi, Basidiomycota, Pucciniomycetes, Pucciniales, Pucciniaceae.